AUGGCUAAUAUCAUCUUGUUUUAUUUCGCAUGUUUUGCUGUUUUACAGGUGGGUAAAUGAGAAGUUAUGAUAUCUAACUACUGUGCGAAUUUCAACAGGAUUGGGAAACAUACAGUAACCCACCUGUAUGCCUAAAAAUUAUAGAAUCAUAGGGAAAUUUUUUAAGUGUCUAAAUUGAUGCGGUAGACUUGCCCGAUUUUUUCAUCUACGAACCAGAGUUUUCUCAAAAAAAAAAUUAAAAGUAGUCCAAUUUGAUAGAAAAAAUUAAAAGUAGUCCAAUUUGAUUCCCAAAAUGUUUUAUUGAAAAAUGUAGGCACAAUAACCCAAAACCCUUCAAGUAUUGAAAAUGUAAAACUUUCCUAAAAUCGGCGACUUUAUUUCAAAGGAUUGAUUGAUGCGGAAAUUGUCCAAAAUUGUAAUAUUAUCACAAACAGAACAUUUCUCUUGUCCAUAAACUUGAAGAUUCGAAAUCCCUGCAUCUUGUCAAAACACAAAAUUUCGCACUUUUUGAUGUGUUUGGCACCGAGCCAGUUGUGUUUUUCUCUCGUUUCCAAUAUGUUUUGGACCCAAAAGAUCCUCAAUAUUCGCCUGGGAAAAAUAUGAAAUCUGAGCAUUGACCACCCAUUAAUCCUUUCCGUCCAAUAAAAUUCCAAAUAAUAUGCUUUUCGAGCCACAUGUUUGCAUCGAAUUGUGUAAUACUGAUCAUUUUGGACUUUACACAAAACAUACUUGCUCAGCUGUUUUCGUAGAAAAAUGGAGGAGAUAAUUUGAAUUUCAGAUUUCUGAAUCGCAAUAUCGACAAAAUCAGAAUCACAAUCAACAACAGCAUUAUCAACAUCAACAGCAAAUUCAACAAAGGCAGCAACAACAACAACAACAACAACAAGCCUAUAAUCAGAAUCAGAAUCAAAACAAAAACUAUCAUUAUCAGCAACAACAACAAAAACCACCACAGCAACAGAAUAAAUAUCACUAUAAUUCAUAUAACACUCCACAACCACCUCAAAAUAGCAGUAAGUUGAAAACAAAUGUAGAUUUUGAGAAACACUAAAUUUUUUGAGAUUCAGUGAAAGCUUAUCAUGUGCAAUAUCCACCGGUUCAACAUCCAUCAGUAGCAAAUAUUCCACAACAUUAUACUUGUGAUAUUCCACCUGAUUUGUGGUAAGUUCAAAUUGAUAGAUUAUCGAAAUCUGAGUAGCUAAGAAAAUGACGAAAUUUUUGAUCUUGGUGAUUCUUGAAAACUUAUUUCAUCCAAUUUCUUCUGAAUAUUAUUUUCAAAAUGUCACGUUUUUAUUAGUCGAGUUCAAAAUAACCAGACGGAAAUGCUGACCGCGGAGUCGAAUUUCAAAAAGAGCGAAUAUUGUUUUCAAUACAUUUUCGUUGUUUUUUUUAGGUGUGAUAGUCAACAAUCAGCUCAACAAUGUGGAGUUCAAAGACAAUGUGAUGCUCUUCGACAUCGUCGACAACCGAUUAAAAUCACAUUGAUUUAUGAAGCAUUAUGCCCUUAUUGUCAAAAGUUCGUGAAAAUAUUUCAAUAUUUUUCUAAAACUUCAGAUUUUCAGAUUUAUUUCUAAUCAACUUGGAAGCGUUUUCAAUCAAUUUCAAGGUCAUCUCACAUUGGAAUUGAUUCCAUGGGGAAAUUCGCGGAUUUUGAGGGUAUCAUUUAUCAUUCAUUUCUUCAAAAACCAACUGUUUCAUCAAUUUUUCAGGACGGAUCAUUUUCAUGUAACCACGGACAAAAAGAAUGUGAUGCAAAUCGAUUACAAUCUUGUGUUUUGGACAUUUUGAAAGUAAUUCUAAUGAGCCGAAGUUUAUUAAUAAUCAAUUAUAUUUUAGGUGAAAGGUGCUUUACCAUUCAUCAUUUGUUUUGAAAGAAACAUUCAAAGCUAUGGAGUUGAACAUGCUAUGCAAUCUUGCAGUGCAUUUAUUCGAACUCAAUAUAGACAGAUUAGGUAAAUUCCAUAAAUUUUCUGAAAUAAUACCUAUAUUACAGGCAAUGUUAUGAUGGUCAAAGAGGUGUUCAGCUUCAACGAGAAGCCGCCGAAAAAACAAUGUCAACCCGUCCAAAUCCUAUUCUAGAAGUACCAUAUCUUCUAAUUAAUGAUUAUACACCAUCUGUGGAUAACAAUAAUCUGAAUGUGAUGUUACUACCUCAAUUAUUGAACAAAUGGACAAAAAUGACCAAAAAAUAG
Molecule: messenger RNA, 2192 nt
Organism: Caenorhabditis angaria
Lineage: Eukaryota; Metazoa; Nematoda; Chromadorea; Rhabditida; Rhabditidae
Source: the annotation of a GenBank genome assembly